AUGACAAUGAACAACCAAACUGUCAUCUCCCAGUUCUUCCUCCAAGGCCUGCUCAUCCCCUCAGAAUAUCAGCACCCAUUCUAUGUCCUGUUCCUGGCCAUGUACCUCACCACUGUCCUAGGAAACCUCAUCAUCAUCAUCCUCAUUCUACUGGACUCCCAUCUGCACACUCCCAUGUACUUGUUUCUCAGCAACUUGUCCUUCUCUGACCUCUGCUUCUCCUCUGUCACAAUGCCCAAAUUGCUACAAAACAUGGAAAGCCAGGACCCAUCCAUCUCUUACGCAGGUUGUCUAACACAAAUGUACUUUUUAAUGGUUUUUGGAGACAUGGAGAGCUUCCUUCUUGUGGUCAUGGCCUAUGACCGCUAUGUGGCCAUCUGUUACCCCCUUCGGUACACCAGUAUAAUGAACACCAAGCUCUGUGUAACUCUGGUAGCACUGUCCUGGGUCCUUACCGUGCUGUAUUCCAUGUUGCACACCCUACUUCUUGCUAGACUGUCAUUCUGUGAGGACAAUGUGAUCCCCCAGUUUUUUUGUGACAUAUCUGCUGUGCUCAAGUUGGCCUGCUCUGAUGUUUAUAUUAAUGAACUAAUGAUAUUUAUCUUGGGAGGGUUUGUUAUUGUCAUCCCAUUUUUAUUUAUUGUUGUUUCCUAUGUACAAAUUGUCUCCUCCAUUCUAAAAGUUUCUUCUGUUCAUGUUUUCUACAAGGUCUUCUCCACCUGUGGCUCCCACCUGUCCGUGGUCUCACUGUUCUAUGGGACAAUUAUUGGUCUCUACCUAUGUCCAUCAGCUAAUAACUCCAGUGUGAAGGAGACAGCCAUGGCCAUGAUGUACACAGUGGUGACUCCCAUGCUGAAUCCCUUCAUUUACAGCCUAAGGAACAGAGAUAUGAAAGAGGCCCUGAUAAGGGUCCUAUGCAAGAAGAAAAUCUCCUUAUAG
Molecule: messenger RNA, 939 nt
Organism: Microtus ochrogaster (prairie vole)
Lineage: Eukaryota; Metazoa; Chordata; Mammalia; Rodentia; Cricetidae
Product: olfactory receptor 1468-like
Exons: 1
Coding region: 1-939 (312 amino acids)
Biological process (GO): G protein-coupled receptor signaling pathway
Cellular component (GO): membrane
Molecular function (GO): G protein-coupled receptor activity; olfactory receptor activity
Source: RefSeq, a predicted model, not a curated record